This is a messenger RNA of Vollenhovia emeryi, 4141 nucleotides long. RefSeq names its product serine/threonine-protein kinase Warts (gene wts). Gene Ontology annotation, biological process: G1/S transition of mitotic cell cycle; hippo signaling; regulation of organ growth. Gene Ontology annotation, molecular function: ATP binding; protein binding; protein serine/threonine kinase activity. NCBI's taxonomy places the organism in Eukaryota, Metazoa, Arthropoda, Insecta, Hymenoptera, Formicidae. The record is from RefSeq and is a predicted model, not a curated record. The transcript is spliced from 5 exons. Bases 142 to 3438 code for a protein of 1098 amino acids.
UGCGCCUCGCUUAUCUGCCUUCAGCCACGAUGCUGGCGAGUAUCCGUAGUAGAGCCGACUAGCAGCGAUCUUCGUUCCACACAUUCGUAUGUGUCACAGCCAGAUUAAAGCUAGGUCCCAGCGGGCCUAGCAUGGGCCACUAUGAAUCCACCCGCUGCCGGCAAAUCGAGCACUCGCGCCUCUGGGUACCACCAGAAGGCUUUAGCUGAGAUUCGCAACUCAUUACUGCCAUUUGCGAAUAUCGGCGGGGCUGGUGAGGUGGGUUCCAGCGCAGCCAGCACUAUCUCUACCGUGUCCACGACCAGUGGCAUUAGCUCUGCCUCAGGUCUCAGCGGGCUCUCUGGCGCCUCUGGUUCCGCCGCUGACAAGUCGGAUCAGCGACAAGCGUUGGGACAAUUAUUAACUAUGGGAUAUUCAGAAGAAAUAGGAUUGCGUGCCUUGAAAUUCGCGGGAUGGCGACUGGACGCAGCGAUAGAAUAUUUGAAGCAGGCUCAAGCGGAAUCUUUAAAUGGGCUCGGCAAACUCAACACUAAACUCAUCAGGAAACCGAGUCUCGAGAGGGAACUGAACCUGCAACGCGGUAGCCCCGCGUUGGAUAGCGGGGCGGGCAGUUCACGAUCCGACAGCCCGCGUCUCACGGAACUCGGCACGCAUCCGCAACUGAGCCGUCAGUACUCGCCGAGUAACUUCGUAGAUCGUGAACCGCCGCCGCCACCGCCACCGCGGUGUAGCUCGACGCCACCGCCACCGCCGCCACCUCACGCACCGUACAGUCAGUCCAAUGUGCCUACCAACAUGCAGCAGAUGCUCAAGCGGAUGUCACCUGCGCCGGUCGUGCCGACGAGAUCGACGGCGACUGCACCCGGCACGGCCGGCGCCACAUCAACGUCAGUAAACCCACCGCAACGCGGCACUAGUCCGGUGGCGAACGCCAACAGCUCCGGCAGCCGUCAGCCGAUGAUCGUGCAAAACGGUCCACAGGUACAGCAGCAACUGACACAGCAAAUGCAAGCGCUCAGUAUUUAUCAAGCGAGCAACAGCAGCGCGAAUAGUCAGGUCGAACCUCCGCCGCCGUAUCCUAUAGUCCCAUCCUCGUCCUCCGGUCAGUCGGUGCAGCCGCCUUCUUAUAGCGUUUCCAUGCAAAAUCGGCAGAGUCCCACGCAGUCGCAGCAGGAUUAUCGUAAAAGUCCGUCGUCGGGCAUCUACUCGGGCCCGACAUCCGCCGGUACACCCAGUCCCAUCACCGUAUCCACUAUAUCGCCUAGCAGCACGCAAACGUCGAUGGCGCGACCGACGCCGUUGCAGGCUUGGGGUGCACGGCAGGCCAAGACGCAGCCGCCGAUCAUCAUGCAAUCGGUGAAGAGCACGCAGGUGCAAAAACCAGUGCUGCAGACUGCCAUCGCUCCCACGGCACCGCAGUCAAUCUCCACCAGCAGUAAUACGCCACCUCCGCCACCGUCUUACGCGUCGUCCAUUCAGCAGAAGCAGCAGCAGCAACAACCACCACCACCCGCUUAUCCGCCCGUGAAUAACGUGGCCGCCUCGCCCGCCGGUAUACCAACAACGGAACCGCCAAGUUACGCCACGACGAUGCAGGCAUUAGCGGCGCAGCGUGGUAUGCACCAUCCGUUACCGCCGCCACCUUACAGCACCCCUGGUGAGGACGCCGCAAUCAUUUCCUCCUCGAUGGAGAGCGGCGGCGGGGGCGGCGCGUCGCGAACCUCACCUGUCGCCCAUCAUCCACCGCUUCAAAGGAAGUAUUCUCCGGCUGAAAACUGCCAACACACGAUGGACGCGCCACCGUUGCCGCCGGUUGCCUCGACCUCUGUAUCUACGCGAAACAACAACAAUAAUCAUGCAUCCUUGCCCGAGGGAAGCGCAGUCGGCGCCAAGAGUGGCAGCGGCACUAAAGGCGACGGCAGUGGUGGUCCGCCCUCGCCCUACAAAAUUAAGCACCAAUCUCCCAUACCCGAGCGCAAGACCAUGAGUAUAGAGAAGGAAGAGGAGCGCAGGGACUGUAAGGUGAGAAAUUACUCUCCCCAGGCUUUCAAAUUCUUCAUGGAGCAGCACGUGGAGAACAUACUCAAGUCGCACAAGCAACGUCUCUAUCGCCGUAUGCAGCUGGAGACGGAGAUGGCGAAGAUCGGCCUGAGCGCGGAGGCGCAGUGCAUGAUGAGGAAGAUGCUGUCGCAGAAAGAGUCCAACUAUAUUAGACUAAAACGGGCGAAAAUGGAUAAGUCGAUGUUCACGAAGAUCAAGCCGAUCGGCGUUGGCGCGUUCGGCGAGGUCACGCUUGUGAGAAAGCUCGACACCAACCAAUUUUACGCGAUGAAGACUUUGCGCAAGGCCGACGUGCUGAAUCGCAAUCAGGUCGCUCACGUGAAGGCCGAGCGAGAUAUACUGGCGGAAGCCGACAACGAGUGGGUCGUCAAGCUCUAUUACUCAUUCCAGGAUAAGGAUAAUUUAUAUUUUGUAAUGGAUUACAUACCUGGCGGGGACUUGAUGUCGCUAUUGAUUAAACUCGGCAUCUUUAAGGAGCCACUGGCGAGAUUCUAUAUCGCCGAACUCACGUGUGCAGUUGAAAGUGUUCAUAAAAUGGGAUUCAUUCAUAGGGAUAUUAAGCCGGAUAACAUUCUAAUCGAUCGCGAUGGUCAUAUCAAAUUGACCGACUUCGGUCUCUGCACAGGAUUCCGUUGGACUCACAAUUCUAAAUAUUACCAACAAAACGGCCAUGGUAAACAAGACUCAAUGGAUCCAGCUGACGAUUGGAAUAACGAGUGUCAAUGCAUACAGUUAAAGCCAUUAGAACGUAGAAGACACCGGGAACAUCAGAGAUGUUUGGCGCAUUCUCUAGUUGGGACACCGAACUAUAUUGCGCCGGAAGUCCUACAGCGUACAGGAUACACACAGUUGUGUGAUUGGUGGAGUGUAGGAGUAAUUUUGUAUGAAAUGUUAGUUGGUUCUCCACCAUUUCUUGCCAAUACUCCUGCUGAAACUCAAUAUAAGGUUAUUAAUUGGGAAACAACGCUUCACAUACCGAAGCAGGCAAAUCUUUCACCGGAAAGUAUGGACUUAAUCUUGAAACUCUGCGUCGGUGCUGAUCGUCGUUUAGGUAAAAAUGCGAAUGAAGUUAAAAAUCAUCCGUUCUUUGCGAGUAUCGACUUCGAGAAAGGAUUGCGGCGCCAAAUGGCCCCGCACAUACCUCGUAUAGAGUAUCCGACCGAUACGAGCAAUUUUGAUCCCGUGGAUCCAGAUAAACUACGCAAUUCUGAAUCGUCAGAUUCGAAUAAAUCGGACGAAUUGUUGGAUAACGGAAAGCCCUUUCACGGCUUUUUCGAGUUUACGUUCAGGCGCUUCUUCGAUGAUGGCGGUGGUCCCGCAUAUCCUAAUCGAAUUAGCUUGGAUGACAAUGACAAUCAAGGUCCCGUCUAUGUAUGACAUUAGGCCAAAUUUACAAUUCGCCGUCUGCUAUUUCCCAGUUUUGAUUGUCUAUCGUCAGCAUGUUCGUUUUUCAUUUCAAGAUGUCUAGAGCUAUUUAUAGUUUGUUGUUAUUUCACGAUUGUCUUAAGUAUUGUAAUGUUUUAAGAUACUGGCACUGUGAUUGAUUCACAACACAUUAAGACUAUACUUAAGAUGGUCUUAAAUAUAAGAAUGAACUAUGAAUACCAACCAAGAUUUUAUUAGCUUUUCAGAUGUGAUCAUAUUCUCUAUCUAAUAUCUUAUCUGUUUCCUGACUUACAAAUCUAUAAAUCUAUAUUUAUAAUGAAACGUUCUUUUCUUCAAUGGAUUUCAUUAAUAAUCACAAUUUACUAAUUAAGAAUCUGAAGAGAUUUUAGGGUAUUUUUACAAUUUUUUACUUCUUCAUAGACAGCUUAUUAAAAUGAAGUUCAUUAAGCAUGCUUACAAGAAUCGCAACAUUCUUUUUCUUCUUUUUAUUUUAUCAGGCUCUUAUGCAAAGUAAAAGAAUGAAAACGAUUGUAACCAGUAAUCUUCAAUUCAUUUGUUGUUGAAACUGGUUUCUUAUUUAACUGGAAUAAAAUUUGAAGAAAGUUGUAUCGGUAAAUCACUUAUUUGCUAAAUGUGUUAAAAUUUUAAUUAUAAAUUAAUCAAAAUGUUAUCUAAAUGUUUAUGUAAAAUUUUU